AUGUAUCUGGAUACAAAAAACUUGACAGCUGGCAGCAGCAACAAUAACACAACAGCAACAACAGUUUUAACGGCGCCCAAAACGGGGCGACGCAUGCGCAAAGUUUGGCAGCCGCUGCGACGACUGCUGACAGUGGGCGGUAAGGGCAGGCCCGCGUCUCAGCCCCAUCCCAACAAUGUGGAUCUCAACAAUACACAAAUGCUGCCGCCGCUGGAGCUGCUGCACGCAGAUGACAACGACAGCAAAAUAACGCCCGAUGAGUCUAUCAACAAGUUCGCCGAGCUGCGCCUGCAGCAGGUGCACGAGGAGCUAACACAGACACCACCACCGCCCAAUACGCCUACGCUGAUCAGCAGCGUCUAUGUGGAGAAGGCCAGCACACAGAGCUGCAAUGCCUGCCAGCAUGGGCGCAACUGUCAGCACACGCAUCACACCACCACCAGCAGCAGUAGCAACAACAAUAGUCACAACCCAACAGAAAAUUUAGUGGCCCAGUCCACGCCCACGUCAACGCCCACGCUGUGGGACCUGCAGCUGCCGCUACAGUACAUUAGCACCGACAACGGCACCUUCUUCUGGGCCAACACCCAGGAGCGCGUCGACGAUGACCUGCUGCACGCCUGGCUCUGUCAAAGCUUUAGCCAAUUGCCCGGCACACUUUGUUAG
Molecule: messenger RNA, 666 nt
Organism: Drosophila novamexicana
Lineage: Eukaryota; Metazoa; Arthropoda; Insecta; Diptera; Drosophilidae
Gene: E(spl)m2-BFM
Product: enhancer of split M2 protein
Exons: 1
Coding region: 1-666 (221 amino acids)
Biological process (GO): sensory organ development; Notch signaling pathway
Source: RefSeq, a predicted model, not a curated record